CUUGAGCCCUAGUUUUUUUUUUAUUUUAAAUUUCUCUGUUUUUAUUAGAUAAAAGCAAAAUACAACUCAGAAACUGAAAGGUUUAAUCAAAAAAAAAGAAAUCAACAAAAAGUAAUACCGAAAACUCCUUGGGGCAAGUCAGGUUCAACAAUGACAGAAAACGGUCACCCUAACCUGUCCGAGCGUAGCCCUCUGCUGCGAAAUGAUCAACCUGCGGUGAACGGGACGUUUAAUCACAGCCCCUCGUCGUCCGACUCGGAAUGUUCCACGCCGAUCCUCGCCGCCGACCUCGAGAGGGUCGUCAGCGCGGCCGAGGAUGCAGGUCUCCCGGGCCCGAGUAUCGGGGGAGGUGGUAGGGGCGACGCCAACGAGAACGGGAACGGGUCGGCUUCGAGAGGUGGCAGCAGACCCGGUGGUCCUCCCCCAAACAUGAAGCUCCUGAUGCCUGCCAUCAGCAUCGGCGUUUACCUUUGCGCCGUGGACCAGCUCCUGGCCGUCGCUACGUAUGCCAAGAUUGGCAGCGACCUCAAUGCCUUGAACAGCACAUCCUGGGUAGCAACUGCUUACUUUCUCACCCUCACAAGUUUCCAACCCCUCUCCGGCAAGCUCAGCGACAUCUUCGGGAGGAAAGAAUGUCUCCUCGCUUCGUACUUCAUCUUUGGCCUGGGAUGUCUUGGAUGCGGGCUUGCCCGGGAUAUGACUCAAUUGAUCAUCGCAAGAGCAGUCUCUGGCAUCGGCGGCGGUGGAAUGACCAGCGUGGUCAGCAUAUUACUCACAGAUCUGGUCCCCCUACGGGAGAGAGGAGUAUGGCAGGGCUACAUCAACAUCGUUUACGCCAUGGGAUCAGCAACCGGCGCCCCCAUAGGAGGUCUACUCGCCGACUCCGUCGGCUGGCGGUGGUCCUUCAUCGGCCAGUUCCCCAUCUGUCUCGCGGCCUUUGCCGCAGUCUACUUUAUCCUCAAGUCACCCGACAUGGGACAUGCUCACUGGAGGGAGAAGCUCGCCAAGAUUGACUUUCUCGGAGCCGCCUGCCUCAUCGCGGCCGUCUUCUCUCUCCUCCUCGCGUUGGACUACGGAAGCAACAACGGCUGGGGUCAGAUAUUCACAAUCGUAUCUCUGGCCCUCGCCCCUGUUCUCUUCAUCGUCUUUGUCCUGGUCGAGAUGAAGGUCGCAUCGCACCCAUUCGCGCCCGGUCACAUCAUUUUCGACAGAUCGUUGUUCGCUUGCUAUGCUGCCAACUUUUUCGGCGUCGGUGGCCAAAUGCCUGUGUGGUUUUACCUCCCGCUGUUGUACCAGGCUUACUAUGGCAUGACUGUUGUCGAGGCUAGUCUCUUGUUCAUCCCGGGCUCUAUCGCAGGCGUAGUUGCCUCCUUGGGUAGUGGAUACAUCAUCAAGAGGACUGGUCGGUACUACUGGCUCACGGUCGUCUCAUAUGCCACGCUGCUUCUCAGCUCCCUGCCUUUGGUGCUCAGUACCGGCAUCCUGACGGAUUCCGUUGUGGGUACAACUGUCGGCCUGGCCUUGUCAUCCUUUGGUAAUGGUGCAGGUCUGACAACUACACUCGUCGGCCUCAUCUCCAACGCCGCACCCGAGGACGCAGCCGUGGUGAUAGCGUGCUCUUACCUGUUCCGCUCCCUCGGGCUUUCGAUCGGCGUGAGCGUCAUGUCGGCCGUGAUGCAGCAAGCCCUGCGGACACAGCUGGCGGCCAAGCUCGGCGACGGCGACGAGGCCCUGCGAAUAGGAGAGCGUGUGCGUGAGAGCCUCGACUACAUCGGUCAGCUCGAGCCCCAGCUGGCAGACGUCGUUCGCAAGUCCUACAGGUUCGGCGUCGCGGCCGUCUUCAUGUCCAACGCCAUCUUUUUGGUCUUUGCCUUGGUGGCCGCCUUUUAUAUCCGCGAGAAGAGGGUCACGAAGUGAAUCGAGGGGGAGAAACAAGAAAACGGCCGAUACAAUGAAAGGAGGAUUACACAACGCUCUCCCGUCUAGCUGGACGUCCAAAAAGGGUGCUGCUGCAUGGGGGAGCUUUUGCAUCUAUUUCAAGGCAUUUCCCUGUGGGCAUCAAACAACGAAAUGUCAUCAAAAGCAGGGACCUCUCUACUUGACUCAAAGAGAAGAGUUGAUGGGACGAGUCUCGCCGCGUGACAAGAAUAGGAGAGAGAUAGAAACAAGAAGGUUGCGUCAGUCAUCAAAAGAAAACAAAGGCAGAACUAUGCUUAUCGUCAAAUAAAUGGGUCAACCUUAUGCUGCCCGUGGGAUCCAUCCCUCCUUUAGCGCCAUUGGAAAUGCCUUUUUUGGUUUCUGGUCUUCAGAAUGACAAAGGACAAGAGAAGGAAAGAGAAGCAAAAACAAAAAUAACAAACAAAAUUCCGCCUCUCGCUGGGUAAAUUGGUCGUCAUCAUAUAUGCCCGUCCGGGUUUGGGUUGUGUCUAGAAAGAAUAAAGAAGAAGAAAAAGAAAUCCCCCCUCUCCUUUUUUUAGUUUCUCCACGUCCAUCUACAAGUUGAAGCUCCUCCUAGGAAAGCUAACGCCCUCGACGGCCGGGUUGUCGACGAACCAGGAACACCUGUCGCCUGUGCCCUGGUUCACGAGGGCGCAUGGCAGGCCCGAUUCCUGGUCAAAGAUCUCCUUCAUGAUUUCCUUCUUGCCGCCGCCGGUGGCGACAAAGGCGACGCG
This is a messenger RNA of Pyricularia oryzae 70-15, 2672 nucleotides long. RefSeq names its product multidrug resistance protein fnx1. Gene Ontology annotation, molecular function: basic amino acid transmembrane transporter activity. Gene Ontology annotation, biological process: transmembrane transport; basic amino acid transport. Gene Ontology annotation, cellular component: fungal-type vacuole membrane. The transcript has 5 exons. The coding region runs from base 151 to 1917 and encodes 588 amino acids. The record is from RefSeq and is a predicted model, not a curated record. NCBI's taxonomy places the organism in Eukaryota, Fungi, Ascomycota, Sordariomycetes, Magnaporthales, Pyriculariaceae.